AUGUAUAGUAUACUGAAAAAGAAAGUUCUUUUGUGUACGUUUAUUUUAAUAUAUAUAAAUUUAAAAAUAUUUUUAAAUAAAAAAGUUAAUUACAUGUUUUUUAAACAAUAUAAUUAUCCAAAUGAAAGAGUAUACACAAGAUAUUUUUAUAUUGCUAAAAUAUACAAUAAGAAAAAAAAAAACAUAAAGAUAAGCCAUCUUUAUAGUGAAUCAAAUAAAGUUAGGCCAGAAAGGAAAUUAGAAUGUUAUGAAUUAAAUAUAAGAAAUGAUAAAAAAUUUCCAAAAUAUGCAAAAAAGCCGGUGUGCCCUUUAUCAAAUUUAUUUUAUUUUUCUCCAUUCAAAAAUAUUGUAAGUAGUUUUGAACCAGUAGAUUAUAAUAUAAAAAAAAAAUUGAAAGAAGAGGGUUUUCAAUUUGAAAAUGAAAAAAAGGAAUCAAAUAUUUUUCCAAGUUUAGAUGAAAUUAUAAAAAAUGGGGAUCCGUCAACAAAUAUACAUUUUUAUAGAAGAAAAAAAUUAAAAAGCUUAUUAUAUGGAGACCCACUUAAAUUUGUUAAAACAAGAAAAGUAAUAGAAAAAUAUAAUAGAAGAGCACCACCGGACAAACAAAUAAAUUUUGACUUAUUUAGGUGUGAUAUCUUUUAUGUUCACUCCGAUGGAACUAUAAUGAAUAUUGAAGAAAAUAGACCUCCAUAUGAAAAAAAAUUAGAAGAAAGUGAUAAACACAAAGAACCAAGAUUUAUAAUAACAGCUCCGCCAGGGCAUGCUAAAAAAAAUAACUUUAAGAUUGGUGAUAAAUUCCCUGUAAUAAAUGAAGAAGCAAAAAGAAAAGUCUUUGAUAAUCAUUUUGCAAGACCCAAAAAAAUAAGAGAUCCAUUAAUCCUGCCAGAUGGAAGAAAAAUUCCUUAA
Plasmodium relictum is the source of this 906-nucleotide messenger RNA. RefSeq names its product conserved Plasmodium protein, unknown function. The record is from RefSeq and is a predicted model, not a curated record. The transcript is spliced from 4 exons. Lineage: Eukaryota; Apicomplexa; Aconoidasida; Haemosporida; Plasmodiidae. Bases 1 to 906 code for a protein of 301 amino acids.